This is a messenger RNA of Fraxinus pennsylvanica, 1059 nucleotides long. The record is from the annotation of a GenBank genome assembly. NCBI's taxonomy places the organism in Eukaryota, Viridiplantae, Streptophyta, Magnoliopsida, Lamiales, Oleaceae.
AUGAAAACUCAACAAACCAAGCUCAAAUCCACCCCACGUCCACUCUUCUCCUGUGCAUUCUUCCGCCACUGCACUCAGACUGCACUUAGUCCCACCACCUCUACUCCGCCACCGCUUCCGCUCUCUAAUUCUGAAGUGCCGCCUCCGCCCCUGCUAGGACCUCCGCUACCUCAAAAACAACAGUCCCAUCCGGAGUCCUCCUCCUCUUCUUCCUCAAACACCUCACAAAGCUUCACUCAAUGGAGGUUCCCACUUCCUAUCUCGCCUGUAUCCCACCAUUUACAAUCGCAACCAAAACUCGAACCCGACACCGUGCCGUCUAAGUGUUCGACAGCUAAUAAGAUAAACGGAGCUGCACAAAAUUCUGCUCAGCCACCGUCGCCGCCGCCUCCACCUCCACUUUCAAAUGCCAAGUUAGAAGAGCUUUUCCACGUGGCUGAGGUCCAUUUCAGUACUGGGUCGAAUUCUGAUAGGGUCAAGGCAAUAUACACGCUUGAGAGGUCACUUGUUCCAAACCCACGUGCCGCUGCCGAAGGAAGCGACACAGUGACGUGCCCGGCAGCAUUAAUGACUGGGAUAGUAGCAUGUUUGAAAGAGAGAGUGGCACCGAAGCCGGCGAGUAAAGUUUUACUAGCACUUUGUCUUGCUGAAGUUAACCGGAGCGUGGCUGUUAAUGCGGGAGCAGUCGGUGCAGUGGUGGAGGCUCUUGCAGACUCUGAAAAUGCGGUGGCGGAGAGGGCAUUAGCCUCAUUGGAGUUGCUAUGCACGGUGGAGGAGGGAGCGGUGGAGGUCAGAACCCACGCUCUAGCGGUGCCCAUGAUGGUGCAGGUUAUGGGGAAGAUGGAGGGAAGGGCAAAAGAAUACGCUAUAAGCGUGUUGGCAGUGAUAUACGGUGGCGCCGACCAUGGCAAUGGUUUAGCACCAGCUGAGGAGGUGGCGCGUGCAGUUAUGUUGGCUUUGCAUGGUGAUUGCAGUGCUAGAGGGAGAAGAAAAGGGGCCCAGCUUCUGAAGACUCUGCAAAGUAACGGACGGGUGGAUUUGACAGAAGGAGGAAGAUGA